Salvia hispanica is the source of this 2700-nucleotide messenger RNA. NCBI's taxonomy places the organism in Eukaryota, Viridiplantae, Streptophyta, Magnoliopsida, Lamiales, Lamiaceae. The record is from RefSeq and is a predicted model, not a curated record.
AUGGAGAAUUUUACUUUUUCAUUUCUUCUUUCAAUCUUGGUGUUAAAUAGUUUUGCCCUUUCCUUGAAUUCUAUCACCACUGAUAAGCAUGCACUUAUUUCCUUCAAAAACUCCAUCACUUCCGACCCUUAUGCUAUCUUGGGAACCAAUUGGUCUCAAAAUACUUCAGUUUGUAAUUGGAUUGGUGUGUCGUGCGGCCUCAAGCACAUCCGUGUCACGUCUCUCAAUCUCUCCGGCUACGACCUUGCUGGAACUGUUGCUCCACAUCUCGGAAACCUUACGUUUCUCAGAUAUUUGGACAUCAGUUCCAACAAUUUCAUGGGAAUCUUACCAUUUGAGCUAUCUAAACUUCGUCGUUUGAAAGUGAUGAAUGUAGGAGCAAAUUCAAUCACCGGAGAAACACCAACAUGGUUGGGCGGUUUACCUCAACUAGAGAAACUCUAUAUGUACAACAACACUUUCUUAGGUACAAUUCCUGCAUCUUUGUCUAACAAUUCUAAGCUACAAAUAUUAAACUUGAACUAUAACCAGCUGAGUGGAUCCAUACCACAUGGAAUGAUCCCUGAAGAAAUAGGGAAUCUUUCACAAUUAGAGGUGUUGAGCAUCCAAUCCUCCUCUCUGUCCGGAAAUAUUCCAUCUUCACUGUUCAACGUGUCUUCGUUGAAAUACAUGUACCUCUAUAACAACAGUUUGUCUGGAAAUAUCCCAAGUGAUAUGUGCGACAGUCUUCCAAAUAUUGAAGAACUGCAUAUAUCGAUCAACCAACUUUCUGGAGAAAUUCCACCAAAUAUAUGGAAAUGCAGACACCUUCAGCUGUUGUCAUUAUCUUACAAUCAUUUCAACGGAAAAAUCCCAAAUGAAAUUGGAAGUUUGAGUAUGCUUAAAGAGCUGUACCUGGGCAUGAACGAUUUCAAAGGAGGAAUCCUUGCAGAAAUGGGGAAGCUUGCACAACUAGAGGUAUUGGAAAUUACAAAUGCCUCUCUCACUGGAAAUAUCCCAUCUUCCAUUUUCAACAUGUCUUCUUUGAUAGGCCUGGAACUGGGCUUGAACAGCUUAUCUGGUACUCUUCCUCCAAAUAUGGGGAUCUCACUUCCCAAUCUCGAAUGGCUUUUUUUGUCUUUCAACAGACUCGAUGGUCCAAUUCCAAGCUCUAUCAACAAUGCAUCUAAACUUACCACGUUGAACUUGUCCAAUAACUUCUUCACUGGCUUUAUACCAGACUUUGGUAAUUUGAAGCAUCUACAAGGUAUAUUUCUCCAGGAUAAUCAUUUGAGUGGAGCUCAAGAGACAUUUCUCUCUUCUUUAACUAAUUGUCGAGAUUUGAAGUACUUGGAUAUAUCAGGAAAUUCACUGAAUGGUAUCCUACCCGCUUCAAUUGGUAAUUUAUCCUCUUCUCUUCAAGAUUUUUGGGCAGCAAACAAUAGCAUCGUAGGUGUCAUUCCUUCUCAAAUUGGAAAUUUAAGUAGUUUGUUGUCGAUAGUACUGGAAGGAAAUCAAUUGCGUGGACCCAUUCCACCAUCAAUUGGGAAUUUGAAGAAGCUCCAAAGAAUGUAUCUCUCUAGUAAUAAGUUGGGAGGGUCUAUUCCUAACCACAUUUGCCAAAUGAAUAAUUUGGGGGACUUGUACCUUGAUAAAAAUAUGUUUGUGGGUUCAAUACCUGAAUGUUUGGGUGAUGUCAAAUCCUUGAGAGUGAUCUACUUAGGCUACAACCAGUUGAAUUCCACCAUUCCUUCCAACUUCUGGAAUCUUAUACACCUCUUGGAUUUGAGCUUGUCCUCAAAUUAUUUGAGCGGUCAAUUGUCAUCUCAUCUUGGAAAUAUAAAGUCAAUUGACGCUCUAGACUUAUCUUUUAAUCAAUUUUCGGGUGAUAUCCCCAGCUCAAUUGGUGGUUGUCAAUCAUUAGAAUAUCUCUCCUUAUCAAAAAAUUUGUUGGAGGGAUCUAUUCCCCAAUCCUUGGGAAAUGUUAGAAGUUUGAUAACAUUGGAUUUGUCUUACAAUAACCUUUCUGGAUCUAUACCCAAGUCAUUAGAAGACCUUCGUUUUCUUGAGUAUUUCAAUGUUUCCAACAACAAAUUGGUUGGGGAAAUUCCAGACAGGGGUUGUUUUGGCAACUUGAGUGAUCAAUCUUUUACCAACAACCUUGCCCUUUGUGGUCCAAUAAGAUUUAAAGUUCCACCAUGCACAGAUAAUCAUCAUAGAUCAAGAAACUUGAUGAAAUUUAUACUGCCUUCCGUGAUUUUAGCUGUGACUAUGGUGAUUGUCAUCCUCGUAUUUAUAAAGAUAUGUAAUAUUCCACCAACUAUAUGGAAAUGCAAACAUCUUGAGAUAUUGUACUUAAACAACAACAAUCUCAGUGGAACCAUCUCUCGUGCAAUUGGAAAUACAAGCAUGCUUAGAGAGUUGGACUUGUCGUACAAUCAUUUCACAGGUCAUAUUCCACCAAAUAUAUGGAAAUGCAAACAUCUUGAGAUCUUGAGCUUAUUCAGCAACAAUCUCAGUGGAACCAUCUCUCGUGCAAUUGGAAAUAUAAGCAUGCUUAGAGAGUUGGACUUGUCGAACAAUCAUUUCACAGCCUUAUCAACCAUCCGACCAUUUGACCAUCACGUGCUCGACUGCUGCUCCAUUAUCCCAGAGGACUUGGGAGUCGAUAAUCGACACCGGAUGGGUGAGUGGUCUGCUCCUGAAGAACUUGGUCGGUAG